CGGAGCCUCCUCUGGCUCUUGCAUGAGUCUUGGGGCGGGGAGCACGUGGCACUGGGCCCCUCUUCUCGGCCCUUCCCCUCUCUCAAAAAGGUGUGCGCUGCAUUGACAGCUGCACUGAUGCUGGGCCUGCCACAGUCGGCUCCUCCCUUGCUGUUUCUCUCUCACAUUAAACAGGGGAGUGGGUUGGGGGACAGUGAGAGGAAAAAUUCUCCUUCAGCCCCAACUCUAAUCUUCCCCUGUGGGAAAUCCUGGGUGAGAAGAGGCUGCAGAGUCCCUGGAUGCAAACAAAUGCAGCCUCUGCCAGGCUAAGGCAGCGAGUUUAAGCGGAUUCCCCACCUCCUGCAGUAAGAACAUUACGGCCCAGACAUCACAAGUGCAGGCACUGCUGGCUGGAGCGGCCGUCUGGCCUCAGCUUCUGGAUUAAUGCAAGUGGAAGGGAUGAAAUACCCGGGACUCGGCGAGGAAGGAGCCAGGCUGGCCUCUGGAGCUGGGACACAAGGUUCUGUGGGCAAGACACAUUUGCUAAGCACGUUAGCACUCACUCUGCACUAACCUUGGUUGCCCAGUGGCUUUGCUUAGUCCUAGCACAGCACCUCUACAGCGGUGAAAAAGAUAUGGUCUUUGCUAUGUCAUCAGCUGCUGUAGGUGUAGUGAGAGCAUCCAGUGAAGUGAAGGGCUGACUUUCUCCGAAUGUUCAGUUUUGUACUAGCAUACCUGUCUCAAAAUACCAUGGCACGACGCACACGUAACAGCAGAGCCUGGCACUUUGUCCUGAGUGGGGUACGCCGUGAUACAGACAGCCGGGCAGUAGCUUUGGCCACUGGCACACAUGGCUGGGGCUACGAUUCUGACGGGCAGCACAGUGACUCUGACUCAGAGCCAGAGUUUCCUUCCCUCUCGCCAUCCAUCCCUAGCGCCAUCCCUGUGACAGGAGAGUCCUACUGCAACUGUGAGAACCAAAAUGAGACUCCGUACUGCUCCAGCCUGCACACCAUCCACCGUGUCAAGGACUGCCAGUGUGGCGAAGAGGACGAAUACUUUGACUGGGUGUGGGAUGACCUGAACAAAUCAACAGCAACCCUGCUGACCUGUGACAACCGCAAGGUGAACUUCCACAUGGAGUAUAGCUGUGGUACUGCUGCUAUCCGUGGAAACAAGGAGCUGGGAGAAGGACAGCACUUCUGGGAGAUCAAGAUGACCUCUCCUGUCUAUGGCACUGACAUGAUGGUGGGAAUCGGAACUUCAGAUGUCAACCUGGACAAGUACCGCCACACAUUUUGUAGCCUGCUGGGCAAGGAUGAGGACAGCUGGGGACUCUCAUACACAGGGCUUCUCCACCACAAGGGAGACAAAAUAAACUUCUCAUCACGGUUUGGCCAAGGCUCCAUUAUUGGGGUUCAUCUUGAUACGUGGCAUGGAACACUCACCUUCUUCAAAAACAGGAAAUGUAUAGGAGUUGCAGCUACCAAACUUCAGAACAAGAAGUUCUACCCGAUGGUAUGCUCCACUGCAGCCAAAAGCAGCAUGAAGGUGAUUCGCUCGUGCGCCAGCUGCACGUCCCUUCAGUACCUCUGCUGUUACCGCCUCCGCCAGCUGUUGCCUAACUACAUGGAUACACUGGAGGUGCUUCCAUUGCCACCAGGACUCAAGCAAGUUCUACACAACAAGCUGGGCUGGGUCCUGAGUAUGAACUAUAGCACAUUGAAGCCUUCCUCCUCUUCAUCAGGAAGCGACUCAGAUAGCUCCUGUGGCUCAGAUGCAGAGGCAUGCCAGAGGAAGAGGUGCAGGAGGACAUAACUUAUUUCCAAAUAAACUGCUUUGUGGGACUUUGGGUGGGGUAUUGUUUUACUCUCUCCAUGGCAAUCCAGGCCAAGCAUCUCCCUCUUUAUGGGACAUAAACUUCUACUCAAGUUUGCAAAGAUAGAAGCAUCAACCACUUGCAUUGAAAAUAUCUAGCAACUCAGAGAGCAACUCCUUCGAAACAGACAGCCCAGAUAAUCCACAGCAAAAUGUUCUAACUUAAUCUACUUGCCACCAAAGUGACUAACUCUUCUCAGGGGAGUACACUUGUUUGCAAGACAAGUUUUCAAACUGGCUUCCUGAUUUCAAAGUAUACUUCUCUUCUAGCAAACUAUAAUCAAAUAACCUACUUGAUUCCCAUCAAAAGACAAAAUUUGUUACCACUCCACCUUUCUAGCUGCUGUAUGCUGGUCCAGUACUUGCAAUAAAUGCACUGCAAUGUUGGGACCUGAUCAAAACAGCAGUGUUUAGAGAAAGAAGCUCCUAAAAAUGCAUCUACAUGCAUUGUCAUUGGUAACUGAGAGCAAGUACUUGUAAAUUGAGCUGUAAGGGAUCUCAUUUGAGCUCUAUGAUGACUUUAAUUGCUUUGCAUGUUGGCUACUGCAGCUUCUAUAUCAGACUGUAUUAAAUUGUAAUAAAAAUAUAAACUAUU
Alligator sinensis (Chinese alligator) is the source of this 2452-nucleotide messenger RNA. RefSeq names its product splA/ryanodine receptor domain and SOCS box containing 3 (gene SPSB3). The record is from RefSeq and is a predicted model, not a curated record. The transcript has 7 exons. Gene Ontology annotation, molecular function: protein binding. The coding region runs from base 691 to 1797 and encodes 368 amino acids. Gene Ontology annotation, cellular component: SCF ubiquitin ligase complex. Gene Ontology annotation, biological process: proteasome-mediated ubiquitin-dependent protein catabolic process. NCBI's taxonomy places the organism in Eukaryota, Metazoa, Chordata, Crocodylia, Alligatoridae.